AUGCUGGUUCUACUCACAACAAGUGCCUUUCAUGAUACUCACAUCUAUAAUAAACACCAAACACUUUUUGGUCCCAAUGAGUGGAUUUGGGCUGAUUCUGCCUAUCCCAGUGAGAAGUGGUGUGUUGUGCCAUUCAAAAAACCACCUGGUGGGCAGAUCACCCAUAAUCAGAAAGUCUUUAACUAUCAUCUAUCCAAGAUAAGUGUCUGUACAGAGCAUACAUUUGCAGCUUUGAGAGAACACUUUCAAUCUCUCAAGAAUUUGAGGAUCAACAAUAAUGAUACCAAUGAACAUAGGUUUGCAAUGGCAUGGAUCAAAUGCUGUUUAAUCUUGCACAACAUGAUUAUUGAUAUUGAAGAGAAGAGGGGAGAAAAUACAGCCAAUUGGGCUCUUGAGGAGGGAUUGGAGGAAAUCAGCGAUGAGGAAGAAGACUUAGAGAUGACAGAGGAUAAGGGGAUACCUGCUUUUGAUAAUUCUUUGUCCCAUGGCCAGAACUUUUGUGACAGUCUUAUGGAUCCAAUCUUAAGAGCUCUGGCCAGAGCUCCAGCUUAA
Molecule: messenger RNA, 552 nt
Organism: Serpula lacrymans var. lacrymans S7.9
Lineage: Eukaryota; Fungi; Basidiomycota; Agaricomycetes; Boletales; Serpulaceae
Exons: 2
Coding region: 1-552 (183 amino acids)
Source: RefSeq, a predicted model, not a curated record